Molecule: messenger RNA, 1165 nt
Organism: Diceros bicornis minor
Lineage: Eukaryota; Metazoa; Chordata; Mammalia; Perissodactyla; Rhinocerotidae
Gene: IL20
Product: interleukin 20
Exons: 5
Coding region: 1-531 (176 amino acids)
Source: RefSeq, a predicted model, not a curated record
AUGAAAGGCUCUGGUCUUCCCCUCUGCCUUCUCACUGCUGUGUUUUACCUCUUCUGGACACCUUCUGCUGGGCUGAAGACACUCCAUUUGGGAAGCUGUGUGAUCACCACAAACCUUCAGGAAAUGCGAAGUGUAUUUUCUAAGAUACGGGACAGUGUGCAAGCUGAAGAUGAAAUCAUCGACAUCAGAAUCUUGAGGAAGACAGAGUCUUUGCAAGACACAAAGCCUGCAGAUCAGUGCUGCCUCCUCCGUCAUAUUCUGAGACUCUACCUGGACAAAGUGUUUAAAAACUAUCAGACCCCUGACCACCACAUCCUCCGGAAGAUCAGCAGUCUCGCCAACUCUUUUCUUACCAUUAAGAAGGACCUCCGGCUCUGUCAUGCCCACAUGACAUGCCCUUGUGGGGAGGAAGCAACGGAGAAAUAUAGCCAGAUUCUGAGUCACUUUGAAGAGCUUAAGCCUCAAGAAGCGGUGCUGAAGGCCUUGGGAGAGCUCGACAUUCUCCUGCGAUGGAUGGAGGAGACGGCAUAGAAGGAAAAUGAUGCUACUGCUGAGAGUAUUCCUGGCCAAGAGUCCCAGUCCUUAGUACCAGUGGAAGCCUGACCCUAAACCACCAUCUCUUUGUUAUAUAAUUUAGUGCUGGUCACAGUGUACAUUAUUUAUGUAUCAUUUGUUUCCUUAUCGUGGUUGUCUUCAUGUGUUGCCACUCUUAAUCUAGACCAUGGUUUUAUAAGAUUUUGGUAAUAUCUUUUCUACUGUUGGAUAUAUUUAUUAGUUAAUAUUUUUAUUUAUUUUUGCUAUUUAACUUAUUUUUGUACUUGACAUAAGGCUUUCUAAAAAAAUUCAUGGAUUAUAUUUAUAACCUGACCAGAGCACGUCAUGUAUUUUCAUACAGUAAACAAACUCUGUAAAUUCUAGAGGAGUGGCUGGAGGGGGCAGUAUUCGUUUUUGUUAAAUUAAGGAUAUAUUUACUGACUGCUGAUGCUCUGUGAGAACCAAUGGCUGCUCAGUGUGUCACAGAAGAAGUUCUGAUGUGAAAUUACAGCCUUAUCUUAACAAUCACUGACCACUCGCCCAACGCCCCAACCCCAUUGUGUGUCUUCCAGCUGUGGAAUCCUGUAUGGCCAAAAUGUAUUUCUACAAAUAAAGUUUUCUUUGCGUAACA